Molecule: messenger RNA, 1095 nt
Organism: Coregonus clupeaformis (lake whitefish)
Lineage: Eukaryota; Metazoa; Chordata; Actinopteri; Salmoniformes; Salmonidae
Product: cell division cycle-associated protein 7-like
Exons: 9
Coding region: 1-1095 (364 amino acids)
Biological process (GO): regulation of DNA-templated transcription
Cellular component (GO): nucleus
Source: RefSeq, a predicted model, not a curated record
AUGCGUCCUUCUUGCUCUAAGCGCCAGCGGGUCCCCCAGCCUCCUUCCAUCAGGAUGAGUUUGCGGAGCUUCCGUAACGUACCUCUGGUGCCCAUGGAGACAUCCUCUUCCUCCUCAGAUGACAGCUGUGAUAGUUUUGGCUCAGACGGUGGCUUUGCAAACACAAAAAGUAGCUUCAGAGAAGCUAAGAAGGUGGCGGAGAGAGCCAAGGUGUUUGAGGCCAGCUCGGAGGAAGAGUCUCUCACUGGGUUCGAGAAUGCGUUCAGCAGUGAAAUGAGUGCCAUGAGAGUGGACUCUGACUCGGAGGAGUCAGUGGGGCCUCGGAGGAGGGGCCGUCGGUCCCAGACCCUGAAGGUGGCCAUGAAGUUCCCCACAAGGAGGGCCAUCCAGAAGACCACUGCAGCAGAGCCCCCUAAACAGCCCAAAGUCUCUACCAAACAGACCAAAAAAGAGUCUGAGUCCGACUCCAAGGAGGGAGACAACUUCAUGGACAAGAGAGCGCUUAACAUCAGGGAGAACAAAGCAAUGCUUGCAAAGCUGAUGGCAGAACUCAACAAAAUACCUGGCUUCCCCAGAAGAACAUCCCUGCCUAUGAUGAAUACGCCUCGCCGUGCCCCCCGCCAGUCUCUGGGAGCCUCAGGACCCCACAGGAGGAACCCUGAACGCACCUCUCGGCCCCACACUCGCUCCCGCACCCUGUUGGACGGCCCCCCCAGCCCCCCUCCAGAGGAAGAGGAGGACAAGUUCAGCCUGGUGCGCAGGAGCCGCUACUACGAGGAGGUGGAUGAGGCGAAGGCGCCCCGUCGGCGCAGCUACAACGGGGUGCUGUCCAUUCCUCAUGUAAUGCGGCCUGUGGAGGACAUCUCCCAGAUGGAGCUGGACCUGAUCGCCAACAACGUGGGGGAGAAGGUGUACAACAGCUCCACUGGAUCCACUUGCCACCAGUGCCGCCAGAAGACAACCGACACCAAGACCAACUGCCGUAACCCAGAGUGUGUGGGAGUGAGGGGUCAGUUCUGUGGCCCAUGUCUCCGUAACCGCUACGGAGAGGAGGUCCGAGAUGCCCUUCUGGAUCCUGUGGACAGAAGUUUCUAG